This is a messenger RNA of Periophthalmus magnuspinnatus, 2656 nucleotides long. RefSeq names its product RNA guanylyltransferase and 5'-phosphatase (gene rngtt). Gene Ontology annotation, biological process: protein dephosphorylation; 7-methylguanosine mRNA capping. Gene Ontology annotation, molecular function: ATP binding; mRNA guanylyltransferase activity; protein tyrosine/serine/threonine phosphatase activity. Lineage: Eukaryota; Metazoa; Chordata; Actinopteri; Gobiiformes; Gobiidae. The transcript is spliced from 16 exons. Bases 410 to 2215 code for a protein of 601 amino acids. The record is from RefSeq and is a predicted model, not a curated record.
GUAACUCAUGCUUUCAGAAGAAGAAGGCUAGUGGGAUUAGCUUCUGUUAGCUUCUGUGUGGCUCUGUCGUGAAUGGAGCUGUGGUAAUGUGAUGCUAGCAGCUAACAACUAACUAUUCUACAGAGGGAAACAAACCAGAAGAAAAUAUAAUUUCAGACUGUCUUUCCGCCGUGGUUUCUUAAAUCUACCGAGCUCGGACAUGCAUAGGGGCUGGUCAGAAGAAGGAUAAGAGUUGCGUUAUUGAAUGUUUGCCCUGUACUAGGAGCUAAAGGGCCUUGAAUCCACGGCGCUCGGGUUAAGUGAAGGCGGUAAUACUGCACAGCAACUACUGGAGCUGUAAGCUCAAAGCUAACUAGCUCUACGAGACUUGCCUUGUUUUUGGACCAAAAGGCAUAAGAUCGCCUAAAAUAUGUCACACAACGGACCCCCGCCUCGUUGGCGGAACUGUCCCCGGAGAGGACAGCCUGUGGCAGGAAAAUUCCUACCAAUGAAAACGAUGUUGGGUCCCAGAUAUGAUGAACAAGUUGCUGAAGAGAACCGGUUCCACCCAGGCAUGCUGUCCAACUACUUAAAGAGUAUGAAUGUGAAAAUGGGCUUGCUUGUGGAUUUGACCAACACCACACGUUUUUAUGACCGCAAUGAGAUUGAAAAAGAAGGGAUAAAAUAUGUGAAACUCCAGUGUAAAGGCCACGGGGAAUGUCCUUCACCAGACACAACCGCUAUGUUCAUCAGACUGUGUGAGCACUUCAUAGAAAAGAAUCCCACAGAGCUCAUAGGUGUUCACUGCACGCAUGGCUUCAACCGCACAGGCUUUCUGAUCUGUGCUUACCUGGUGGAAAAGAUGGACUGGAGUGUGGAAGCAGCUGUGGCUGCCUUCUCGCAGGCCCGGGCCCCAGGGAUCUACAAGGGAGAGUACCUCAAAGAGCUGUUCCGUCGCUAUGGAGACGAGGAGGACGCGCCCCCUGCCCCCGCGCUGCCCGACUGGUGCUUUGACGACGAGGACCCCGAGGCGGACGACGACGGAAACUCACUCCAGGAGUCUGGUCCCAGCUCGUCAGGGUCUGCACCAGGGAAGAGGAGGAAAGAGAAGCUCAAACUGGACGCAGUGUUCCUUGAAGGCAUCACGGUGAAGGGCGUCACUCAGAUCACCAACCAACCGAAACUGGGCCAAAUCCAGCGCCUGUGUCAGGAGAUGGCCGAGUGGGACAAGUCUGGUUUCCCCGGAGCUCAGCCGGUGUCCAUGGACCGCCAGAACCUUCGCUUCCUGGAGCAGAGCCCGUACAAAGUCAGCUGGAAGGCAGACGGCACCCGGUACAUGAUGCUCAUCAAUGGAAAGAACCAAGUGUUCAUGGUCGACAGAGACAACAGCAUCUUCCACAUAGGCAAUUUGGAGUUCCCCUUCCGUAAAGAUCCUCGGGUCCACCUCUCAAACACACUGCUGGAUGGGGAAAUGAUCAUUGACAAGGUGAACGGUCAGCCGGUGCCUCGCUACCUGAUCUACGACAUCAUCAAAUUCAAUGGGCAGCCCGUUGGUCAGUGUGACUUCAACAUUCGGUUAGUUUGCAUAGAGAAGGAGAUCAUUUCACCUCGGAUGGAAAAGAUGAAGACUGGACAGAUCGACAAAACCAAGGAGCCGUUCAGUGUCCGAGCCAAGCCGUUUUUUGAUAUCCAUGCGUCCAGAAAGCUGUUGGAAGGCAGUUUCACGGCCCAGGUCAGCCACGAAGUAGACGGUUUGAUCUUCCAGCCGUGUGGGAGGUACAGACCAGGCCGCUGUGAUGACAUCCUUAAGUGGAAGCCCCCCAAUCUGAACUCUGUGGACUUCAGGCUGAAGAUCACCAAAGUUGGAGGGGAGGGGCUGCUCCCUCAGACUGUGGGUCUGCUCUACGUCGGCAACUAUGACAGGCCCUUUGCCAACAUGAAGGCCACCAAAGAACUGAAAGUGUAUGACAACAAGAUCAUCGAGUGUAAAUUUGAAAACAACAGCUGGGUGUUCAUGAGGCAGAGAGUGGACAAAAGCUUCCCCAACUCCUACGACACAGCCAUGGCCGUGUGCAAGAGCAUCCAGGAGCCUGUGACCAAGGAGAUUCUGUUUGAGUUUUUGGACCGGUGUUGUGCUCAGAGCGGCCCUCCCCAGAACAAGAGACACCCCUCCGACCCCGAUGCCGCCCUUAUGCCCCCUCCCCCUCCAAAAAGACCCAACAGAGCCAUCCCAUAAUAACCCCCUGUGCGCUCCAAUGUGAAUCCCCCUCAUUUUGGGACGAUGUUUGGAUGCUAGCAUGUUAGCGAACCGCCAACAUCCAAAGACUGCAACAUGUCAUUCGUUUUACUUGUUUGUAGCUUUAAUUAAAUCCAAAAAAACAACGUGAGAUUUAGUUUUUUUCUUCUACUAUUUAUACUUUUUUAUUGUCAGAGCUAAUACAUUUCAUCUGCAAGGUAAUAAUGUGGAUCUAUGCUUUGUCAACAGUUUGUAAUGAAAUGAGUAAACAGAAUGGUAAAAUCUCAUGUCUUCAGUGCAUUACAAUGAGACGAUGUUGUAAAAGUCAAAGUUGAGUUGCACCAAGGCAUUUUGUAAGGUUUUAUCUGCUCUUCCGGGUCAGUUUAUCAAGGUCCAAAUGCUUUUAUAGUGCUGUUUAUCACAACUAAAAUCUGAAAUGUC